Messenger RNA from Poecilia latipinna (sailfin molly), 1312 nucleotides. It is a transcript of the gene dhrs9, whose product is annotated as dehydrogenase/reductase (SDR family) member 9. Bases 154 to 1113 code for a protein of 319 amino acids. NCBI's taxonomy places the organism in Eukaryota, Metazoa, Chordata, Actinopteri, Cyprinodontiformes, Poeciliidae. Gene Ontology annotation, molecular function: oxidoreductase activity. The record is from RefSeq and is a predicted model, not a curated record. Gene Ontology annotation, biological process: steroid metabolic process. Gene Ontology annotation, cellular component: intracellular membrane-bounded organelle. The transcript is spliced from 5 exons.
UACUGACAUCGCCGGAAGUCAGGGUGGAAAGUCACCAAAUCAAGUCGGGUGAAAACAAACUUCGCGGCAAUUUCCAUUUUAUUCUCUGUUCCUCUUGGGACUGCAGCCCCAAUUCAUGCAGUGACCGCAGUAGAAAACGCUGAAAUAAAAACAAUGUUCUUGUAUAUCCUUGGGCUGGUGGCUGUUUGGUACGUCUACCGCUGGUACAAAGAAAGCAAAAGAGUUCCCAACCAGGGGGACAAAUAUGUGUACAUCACUGGCUGUGACUCCGGGUUUGGGAACAGCCUGGCCAAACAUCUGGACAAGCUGGGCUUUUGUGUGAUUGCUGGCUGCUACACGGAGAACGGUGAAACUGCGCUGAAGAAGGUCUCCUCCGAAAGGCUGACAACCAUUUCCCUGGACGUCAGCAAGUCUGAAAGUGUGAAAAAUGUGGCGGCUUUCAUUAAGACCCUUGUUGGAGAGAAAGGUCUGUGGGCUGUUGUGAACAACGCUGGAGUUUCCACGCCGUCCGGUCCCGUAGAAUGGCUCACCAUUGACGAUUACAAAUCCAUGCUAGCCGUCAACCUCAAUGGAGUGAUCGACGUCACUCUGAGCGUGCUCCCUCUCAUCAAGAAGGCCAGGGGCAGAGUGGUAAAUGUAGCCAGUGUGUUCGGGCGAAUCAGUCCAUUUGGGGGGCCUUACUGUGUGUCCAAGUAUGGAGUGGAGUCCUUUAAUGACAGCCUGCGUUUGAACAUGGCACCAUUUGGAGUCAAAGUUUUGUGCAUUGAGCCAGGCUUCUUCAAAACAAGUGUGACUGACACUGUGAUACUGAAAAAACACUUCAGGAGCCUUUGGGACAGAUUACCUCAGGAUUUGAAGGAUGACUAUGGGUAUACUUUCUUGGAGACAGGUCUCGAGCAGCUGGAUGAAAGGUUCAAGCAGUUUCGAGACAGCGACCUGAUGAAGGUAGUCCACUGUAUGGAACACGCCAUCGCCUCCGUCCACCCUCGCUACCGCUACUCCCCAGGAUGGGAUGCCAAGUUCCUCUGGUUGCCCAUGUCAUACAUGCCAACUUGGCUUUCAGAUGGAUUUUUCCUUCGAUACAGUCCCAAACCCAAAGCAUCUGUGAUUUGACAAACAUCCUGUGCGUGUUAUUUUCACAACACUAAAUGUUAGCUUUACACAUCUGACAAACUUUGUCAACAUCCUUUACGUCUCAAGUCCUGUAAUAAUCUGUUACCCCUUUCUUGAAAAUGAAGUUUUCUGUAUGACAUAUGUAUUUUGAAUAAAAGUUUCUGUAUUAGUUAUAGAGUAAGCAGAAACAAUAAUGUGC